Messenger RNA from Motacilla alba alba, 17871 nucleotides. RefSeq names its product defective in cullin neddylation 1 domain containing 3 (gene DCUN1D3). Gene Ontology annotation, cellular component: ubiquitin ligase complex. Gene Ontology annotation, molecular function: ubiquitin conjugating enzyme binding; ubiquitin-like protein binding; cullin family protein binding. The transcript is spliced from 4 exons. The record is from RefSeq and is a predicted model, not a curated record. The coding region runs from base 9565 to 10479 and encodes 304 amino acids. NCBI's taxonomy places the organism in Eukaryota, Metazoa, Chordata, Aves, Passeriformes, Motacillidae. Gene Ontology annotation, biological process: positive regulation of ubiquitin-protein transferase activity; protein neddylation.
CCGGUGCCGCGGGCGGGGCGGUCCCGGGCGGGCGCUGCCGCGGGGGUGCCGGUGGGGUCCGGUGCCGCCGGGCCGUGCCCACCCCGCGCUCAUCGCCGUGCCCCGAGCGGCGCCGCCGCCUCGCCCCGGGGCUUGCGGCUCCUGGUUCUUUCCGUUCCGGUGUGCGCCGUCUGCGGGGUCCUGAAACGUCCCUUGGCAUGGCCGAUGUGGCGGCCCCGCAGCCCCCAGGGCCGGGGAGAGCGGCUGCUUUGUUCGGGUGCGCUUCGUGCCCAGCCUUCUCACGUGCCACGCUGGAACGGGAAUGUUCGACGUGCUUGCAGGAGAAAAACAGAGAAAUAAACUGUAAAGCGAUUUAUUUCCUAGGUAGUUCUCGCCGUCUGAACAUACCCACUUUGCACAGCCACUUCUUUUUCCUGCUUCUGCUGUCCCUCCCUCCCCUGAGCGUGUUCACCCUUCCUGUGCAAGCUGCAAUCUGCAUUAAUCACUCUCUGGGGCUGUGGUGGUACUAAUAAGCUACUCAUAGCAACUUAAAUUAUAACUUGCAUAAUCAGUGUUUUGAGCAAAUAUUGGUUGGAAGAAUAUGCCUGUCCCAUCAGUGCUGUGGUUGCUGGAAAGAAUCAUUGAUUAUCUUUUAAAUAGUUAACACUGCUGAUAUGCUGCCCUUCAAAAUGUUACAUUGAUAACUGAGCAGGCUGAUGCCAAGUGUCAGAACACAGCAUUGAUCCACAGCUGGUAACUUUUUUUUGAAUGACAGUGUCUGUCACGUAAUUUAGAGGGGUAAUGAGUUAAGUGCUUUGAAAAAAAAAAGGGGGCAUAGCUGUACAAACAAAAAGCACAGAGCUGCCCUACCUUUUUGAAAAUUACAGGCCUCACUGGCAUGGUCUGUAUGUUUUUGAGAGAACAGCUGACCAAAAAACGUUAUCUAAACAAAUUCUUACAUGUUUAAAAACCUCUUUGUUGAACAGUUUAUGUGUAGCUGCAGCAUUAGUGCUUUAUUUGGGCUACAGCAAUGGGAAGAGAGAGUGUCUGAGUAUUUGUGUCCCUUGCCUGCAUCUGAACACUGCUGCAUGUUUCCCUGGUGAAAGAUAAUCCUCAGAAAAGGAAACACAGUCCCUUAGUUAAGAUUGCAUGUGAAAGUAAAGAGAUCUCACCCCAUGUUCCUGUCAGUUCUGUAGUUUGUCCUCAAAGUCUCCCCCACACAGGUGUGUUGUGGUGGUCUGUGGAAAACAUUCACUUUUACAUGACAGGCAGCUCACAGUCUAAAGCAGAGUUUUUCUGCACAUCAGCAGAACAAGGAGAGCUUGUGAUCUGUGCUGAAUUAGUUCAGAUUAGCAAAGUGCAACUGGCUUUACAAAUUUACUGCAAAUAGUGGCUCUUGUAGUGAUUUUUAAAACUCUGAUUAUUUCCUAAUAGCAAGUUGUAUGUAGGCAUGAAUACUGUAAUUCUUAAAAAAAAAAAAGUAACACAACUAAUAACAGGGGAAUUACAGCUUUGGUACUACUUGGCUGCUUUCUUUGUGAGACUGACAGCCUGCAAUAUGAGCUGUAAUCAGCUCAUGUAAUCAGGAUCUUCAAGGUGCCUUUUCUGCCCAGAUUCUUGCUUUAUUUUGAGGUUGAAUGUUGUUGUGUUCACAGCAAAUUCUCAAUGAUUUGUGUCAGUAGUUGUUAUAAUUUGUUGAUCUUGGAAGUUCAUUAAUAAUUACAUCUUGCUUCCAUUUAGCAUGAAUUGUGUUGGAAAAAGACAAUCAGAUGAAGGAGUGGCUUUGAGAGAAAACUAAGAGCAGCUCUUUUGGAAGACCCUUAUUGAAAUUAAUUGAAGAAGUAUAUAUUGAGCAAGAAGGGCUGCCAGACAGCUUGACAGACUUCUAAGAUGUGUUCUGACAAAUUUGUGUGUGGAUAAGAGGCUUGGUUCUGCUGCUUGCUUUGGUUCAGCUUAAGGAACAGGAAGAAAUCCUCUGUGUUGGGUAUGUGUAUGGGGGCAGUGGGGUAUAAAGAUGGAAAGGGGAUGGGAGAAGAGGGAACAGACAUGGUUUCUACACUUGCAUUUCCUCAUGGCACAAAGGAAUGCACAGAGAGUUUGGAUACAGAGAUGCAGGGCUGCAGGUUGGGAGGAGGGAGAGUGCCCAGCGCUGCUCGGAUCUGUCCCACACUGAAGCACUUGAUUUUCUUCACUGAUGGCAGGGAAAUGUUGGUAAAUUUAAUAUAGAGCCUUGGAGCACUAUAAAAUCCAUCAUGAUGGGGUUUUGGCAGUUUGUAAGAACUUGCAAAUUGCAGAAACAAUGUUAUUGUUCCAUUAGGCACUUGGGUCUGUGCGUGAAUGUAACAGGAAAACUCUGCUCUGAGUAAGAAGAGACUAUAAAAAUAGAAGCAUGGGAUAUUAAAAAAAAUUCAUCCUCAAAACUGCAGAAGGAGCUGAAUAUUGGUAGCCAGAAUUCUUGGAAGGCUGAGAGAACAAUGUAUAAACACUCGAGGGACUUGGUAGUCACAGGAAGAUAAGGGGGAACCCCCUUAACAGUUUCAUCAGAAUUCCCUGGCUGGGCUCCUUCUCUUUGGCUGCUUCUCCCUAGGGGUCUGCAUCUUAUCUCGCUGGCUUCCUUUCCUCUAUUUGCCUCUGACUAAUGGGCUUUGUCUGCUGGUUACUGGAAGUCUAAUAAGUUCUUUUGUCUCUUAACCCUUCCUCCUUUUUAAAAAUACUAGAUUAAUGGCUGUAAUGUUUUGCAGACUAUCUGCGUUGGUGACAUGGAUUAAUUGUGUGCUUGACUCUUAAGUUACCCAGCAGUAAUGACAUAGUAACUUGACUUGAAACAAUGGUAAUUUCAUGGCAAAUGUUCAAGGCAAAUGUUGCCUUCUGGUAAAGUGCCAACUGCAAUUUACCCCCUGUAAACAUGUGACACAAGUAAACUGGCUGUGCAGAUUUUCUCGGUGUCUUCUGUACAGUAAGUUGUCUUGAGUGUGUCUUUUGAAACACUGAUCUCUCUUGUCUCCUCCCCCCCUUUCUUUUGACUCUCGCUUGAGUCAGGUAAUUACAGAUCUGGGUUGAAACCUUCCCAGGGUGAUGAGGAAAGCCAAGACUUGCAGACCUGCUCCCAUUGCUCACUGGCACCUUCCCUUCGGGGGGUUUGUGGAUCCACUGGGCUCUUGGUGAUGGGCUGUGGGUGAGUGAACUGGAGAGCCCCAGGCAGGUGGGGGUUGGCAAAGCCAGGGGAGCUCUGAUUUCCCCUGCACAAGUGCCAGUGUUCUUUGUGGGGACAGGAGGAGGUUCUCCUUGUCACGAGUGGCUUUGGUGUGAUAGUGUGACGAUGUUUUUAUAUUCUGAUCUCAGUGCUCACCAUAACAGAGCAAAUAAGGAAUCAAAGCCUCUUGCCUAAAAGAUAAUCUGAGAACUGACCCAUUUAGGUCUCCAUUUUAUCCAUGUGUCUUGGGGGGCAGCUCUCUGGUCCAAUGAUCUGCAUCCAAAGGAAGCAGAAAAUCUGGAUUUUAGUUAAAGGUUAUUUCAUUGCAAUAUUCUGCUGCUGGAAGAAUGACAGUUAGGGGACUACUUAGAUGCAAGUAUUUAAGAGCUCUUUCACAGAAGUAGGAAUACUGUAGAGAAACCAACAAAAGCAUAGGUGGUGAGGCAGGAUUCCAGUAAAGAGAGUAAGCUAGUAUAAUCUUCUGGUGUCUCAGAAAGAAUAGUUAUAAAUGCUGUUCUGUCUACAGCAUCUGUUUUGUGAAAGACAAAACUUACUUUGCAAAAUGUGAGAAUGCUGUUCCUGACCUCCUGUCACAGUUUGUUAUUCCCACAAAGUCAGACUGCCAGAGACAGUAUGACAGUCAUAGUUGUUUGUUGUCUCACUUUUCCUGUUUAGUGAACAGAAGUGGUUUUUUUUUAACCAAAAGAAUUAUGUGCUCCUGAAAUAUACCAGUCUUAUUUUUGCAUCCAUGUAGUAGCAGAAAGUGACAGUUUUUAGCUUUUUCUUUGAUUUUUUUGUGUGAUGCUUUUUCUCCUGCAACUUUGGAACUUGUAAUGCAGUCAGUCUUAUCCUUUUGUUUUAAAACAGAAAGGGAGGGAGGAAAUUAUCUUAGCACCUAUGAUUAUGGGAGGCGUGUGUAGCUUAGUAGUAGACUCACAAACACAAAUGUCCUAGCUCUUGGUUUUGGUCAUAUGCUGACCAAUAUUCUCAUUGCCAAUGAAUCUGUACAGAAAGCCUUGAGUACCCUGGAUGAGCUUGUAAAUGGGUGCCCUGGAGUGCCAAAGGUCUGCUGUAUUCCAGCUUCCAGCAGUUACCUGUGCUUGGAGUUAGUGAUUAGUUCUCAUGAAGCACAGGAUAGAUAUCUACACACCUGUCUCUUGUGGGCACGGGAUGUCAAGAGAAAUCAAGUAUAUGUGAAAACUUAUGAAAAAAGGUGUGUGUUGGUUGAAGCUUCCACCAGAUUUCUCAAGGAGAGGUGAGAGUCUUUGUCACAACUGAUGACCAAGUUUGAGUACUCAAAGGAGCUCCUUUGAAGCUACUGAUACAGUUAGCAUCAAAAUACUGCAGCAUCCUUUAUGCAGUGGGAAAUGUUGGUGUUGUUCACUGAAAUAGGGAAGUUGCAAAUCAAAUCAAGAGAGAGAAUUAGGGCUUCUGCAGGUGGCUGUGUGUAUUUUCUGCUUUAGAAACUGCAGUCAGUUUAAAAAUCCAAGCAUAUGCUCUUAAGGCACUUUCAUAUGUCAGUGCUUUCACUUAGAACAAUUUGUUGUACAUCACUUAGAUAUGAUUCCAGUAUUUAUGUGGUCAGCUGGUACUGAAGUUCCUACACAACUGUGUGCAAUGAGUGAUUCUUUUGGCUGGCAGCCUGUAAACUGUGUUACACUCACUGAGACGCCAGUGGGCCUUCUGUAAAUUCCUUAUGAGCAUCUGCUGCCAGCAGGGAUCUUACAAAGUGGUCUGGCUCUUGUCUUUAGACUUGUCCCUUCAGUGUUAGGUGCUGCGUGGUCACUGUUCUCACAGCUGCUUUCUGCUGGAGAAGGGAGACUGAUAUCCAGAGCUGCUGGAGGGGCUUCCUUCUUUGUGUGUGACUGCUGUCUUUUCUUCAGUGUUGAGAACUGCAAGAAACAUGAAGUUAUUCACUUAGUACAAUUGGUUUAAAGCAUAUCCUACUAUUGCAGGAGUCACUCGAAAUAUACCUGAAUUAUAUUCAGCUGAAUGUAAUUGGUGAAGGCACCUCAGACACUUCAAGGUGAAAUCUGAUAGCUGAACUCAGUGUAGAAGAAAAUCUGUGCACACUUAGCUCAGUUUAAAAGUCAAUGUUUUUCUUUCCAUAGCCAAGUAGAUUGCAGACUGAGGUGGUUUUUCAAAGUUAUUCUGGUUUGGCUGCAGAGAGUUGCAAUUUUCUGUAGGUUAAUUUGCAGAAUGGAUUGAGCCAGGGUAAGGUAAAUAUUUGUAGCACAACUACUUUCAGAUGCUUUCAGUGGGAUGCAUCUCUGUCAAAUACCCAGGGGCUGUGGUUUCUUUUGGUCCCAUAAUCUGCAGUUUUGCUGCAGAGAUGUGAACUGGUUGUGUCAGCACAGAGUAGCUCUUCCUCUGGCAUGAGCUGGUUUAAUUAUUCAUAAUACAUACUGAGGUGUUUAAGGUCUGUCAUGCUGUGCAAAAGUUACACUGUACCCUGGAAAAAUACUAAAGGAUUAUUCUUUUACAACCCUCUGCACAUGAAAAGGGGAAAAACACACAAACUCUCAUUAGAAGAUUAUUUGCUUUUUUUGGUAGGUGCUGGACCUUUUAUGGCGUUUGACAAGGAUCUUGAGGGAGAUGGGGAAUAUUGGUAGUUUUUAAAUGUAUGGAGAUAAAUUGCUCAGUGACUGAACCUUUGUUUUUUGAAGGUUGUUGAAUUAUGUGCAGCGAAAUAAAUGAGUUUGUUCAUGUCUGAGUAUGUACGAGGUAGGGAAUCAGAUGGAAUCUGAUUUGGGUUCUGGUUUCAGCUUUACUUAAAACUGAUGGCAUGAUCUUGAACAGCCCUGUUGUUUGGCUGUCUUGAUUUCCCUCUGCCCAUUGUCUUGCUCAUAGCUUAAAUAGACUUCUCAAAACAAGUACUGCUGCUGCUUGAAUUAGUUCAUUAAUUUAUUUACAUUACAAAAGCACCUGAAGGCACCCUUCUAAAAUUAUAUUCUGUUUAGCUAACCAGACUUGGGUUUGUUCUUUGAAAAUACAAUAAUCCUAACAAAUCAUUCCACCCACCUAAUAAAGUAAGAUGAAGCACAUAAUAGGAAACAAUUGAAAACUUUUUUAUGGGGCCAAAUGGAAAAACAAUGAGAAGUAAUCAGUAACUAAGGUAUUGUGUGGUUAGAGAAUGUAAAGGGAAGGGAGGGAUUCAAGGAUGAUGCAUUUGCGUCUGCUGAAAAAGCUGCUUAAGGAAUGUAUCUUCCAUAAGAAAAAGUAGUAAGGUGCUUAAGUCUUUCUCUGCCUGUCAUUUUUCACAUUAUUACUUAUUUUCUUUAAGCUAGCCUUACACAAUUAGCUGCACACUGUGAACUACAGAUCUGAAACAUCUCUUCCACUUUUUCUUGAGACUACUUGUUGAACUUUAAACCUGAACUGUGGUGUCAUGCUCCCGAGUGCAUGCAGAGUCAGGCGCUCUUCAAGAGUGCAGAAAGCAGGUUUCCUCUGCCCAGUCUUGAAUGGAAAAAUCUCCUUUGAUGAGUAAGCGCUGGACUUGGAGUGACAGCAUACCAGCACAAGGCUCAGGUGCUGUAAAGAGACUUUUGCCUGCAUCCUGGUGAUGGGGGGGAGUGGUUCCUCUAGGAAGAGAUUUGGUGAUAGCUCUGAUUCUUGGCCCUGAGACCUGGCCCAGCAUGAUGGACUGUAAAUAUGGUGAAGUUGUUUCUGGUUUUUUUUUUUUUUUUUUGGUAUUUUUGUACCUGGCCUUCCCUUCCAAGGUAGUUAAGCCUUUCCAGUAUGACCUUUCUCAGAGAAGUCCACUUCUCAUUUGAGAAAGUAUGCAUGCCUCCAAUAUAGCUGUUGCCUGGCUUGGUUUUCCCCUCACUGCCAUGUCGCCUUCUGCCGAGGGCAGCUGGAGCUCUGCAUGGUGCCUUUUCAGGUGUCUGUAUAACUAGCUUCUACUGUAUGCAGGCAUCUUCUGUAGAGACAAAUUUUACCCAGUUUGAUCACAUUUCUAAAGUUGUUUUGUUUCCAAAGCUCAGACUGAGGUUAAUCAGGAAUAGUUUUGUUAUCUUGUUUUGGAACAGAUUGGUAAAGUUCUCACGUAUCUGCCCACAAAACCAUUACUGUCUGCAAUCCAUUGAAAGGUUCUUCAACUGCAGGAAGCCUCACAAACUAAUAAUUCAUUUUAACUAAUUGCAGCAGGACUUUCCUGCUUUUAGACUUCCUCUUGAGUAACUUUGCAUAAAAGUAUUUGUGCAGCAGUGGUGUGGAGCAGAUCAGUGUGACACAGGUGCUGGUGCAGUGCUUGGCUGGGGAUGUGGUGAGGUGUGUUCUGGGCUCCUCAGAGCCCAUAAUGUGCCAUUGUGCUGCACUCAGAGGGCUUCUGAUGAGAAAGUGGCAUUGCAGGUUCAGACUUGAAAUAAGCAGUUUCUGUAACAUGCUGGCUUUGACUGAAGUUUGGCUUACGCUGUAACACUUGCACUCCAAGUGCUUGGUGCUGUGGUGUUGGUGUAGAGCUCUGAACUGCACAGUGAAAGGUUCCACAUGGAGCUGAUCCUUUCAAUUUCUGCCUGCUGAAGAGGGAAACAAUACCUCUGAUCCUUCACUGAUUCCCACAGGGGAGCAAAGAAAGUUGCCUUUGGUGAGAAGGCUGCCUGCUCUUACCUCUGGGAAAGCUGCUGGGGGUGUGGAGGGCCUGCACUGAUCCUCCUGCCCAGUGCUCAGGAGAGCCAGGUCCCAAGGGUUAGACACAGGUGUGACAAGAGCCAGGUGAGCAAAACAAAGGCCUCCAUCAUCCCAAGGGCCCACGCUGUUUACUCACUUAGCUCCCCAUGGGUUGCUAAUGAGCAGUGCAGGCUGUUGUGUGAGUUACUGUGCUGUGCAGGGAGAGGGGUGUUGGUGACCACAGCCUGCAGCUACACCUUGCAGCUCUGGCUAGGGACUGACCCAAAACCUGCGCCACCAGCGUGCCGAUGCUCCUCUCCCCGCUGCACUCACUGGACACGGUUUAGGAUGAAGUCAGUGCGUUGCUGUGCUAUGACAGCCUUUAAAUACAGCCUUGAAGAGCUUCAGCUUUUAACUGCUAACUCAUACUAACUUUUGUUCCAUAACCCAUCAUUGUGUUGUCAAAGUUUACACAUGCUACUACAUUAAAACUUUUGAAAAGGUUAAAUGGGCAACUUGGAAGAAUAGAAAUAUAAAGAAAGGGGAAGAAUUGUAGCUGGAGGUUCUAACAUAUUAAAAUUUCUGGCUCGAGUCAGUAUGCAUGUGUGUAUAGGUCAGCCAACAUGGAAAUUACUUCAAACAACCUGAAAAAGUUUGGCUUUUGCUGGGUAAGGCUGAUCUCCAUCAGAUUCAGCUUCUUUUGAACUUGAAGUAAGUGUUUGCUUCCAGUACAUGCAGUAAAUCAACUGGAAAUGUAGAUUUGGUGGAUCAUGGGAUCAUAGAUCUCUUCCAAAGAAAUACAGAUAUGUUUGAAAAGUAGUUCAUUGCAAAAAAAGUUGCCAUGACAAUGAUUUUUCAAAAUGUGAACUGUAAAAUGUUUAAACAGGUUCCUGGGGAAUGAGGUUGCACAGCACCCUGUGUUCUUCCCCGGUGAUUUAGAAAAGGAAUUAUUUAGAUGCAGGAGGCCAAAAGAAAUUAACAUAGAUGUGCCAGAUGCUACAUUUUCUUAAAUUCUUGAAAUUCAUGGGAUGCUGUGGUCAAAUAGGAAGAAAUUCAAGCUGGUACUUGCACCGUGAGAGAGGCAGACACUCCUCUGCUCCCCUGCCUGUUCAGCAGCCCGGUGGCUGUGCACCCACUGGAGUGUCUGCUAAAAGAGCUGUGAAGCCAUGAAGGAGGGAAAAAGGGUGGUUGGUUGUGUAAAAGAUGAGGUUUGGGAGCAGAGUAUAUAAACCCAGUGUGAAAUAGACUUUUUGGUCUCCAUCUCAACAGUAAAUGCCUAAAAAUGAUUCGGUGGAGAUAUGUUUUUGCUCUGUGUGUGUAUAUGAGUGAAAGUACCACCGCAGAGUUUACAGGCAUUUUGAAAUGUUUGAGGCUUUUCAGCUCUAUCAGCAGCUUUGGUCUGAGCUAGGUUUUAUGUGUCAGUCAAAUUUUCCUAAUCCACAUACAGGAUUCAGGUUUGGGGAAAACUCACAUGGAAAUUGGCAUAGAUGACAAGAAGUUGUUUCAUGGUUGUCUUUCUAUACUCACCCCCCUCUUUCUGCUGAAGGAAGCUCUGAACAAGAUAAUGUUUCUUCUUGUUUCCUAAGAAGUAAAUCUCCUGUAAAAGCAUUCUAUGUGGAACCCAGGGAGCCUGAAGGAAGCUGUGAAGCUAGUGGAAUGAUUCCCUGUGUAGCUGAAACUAUGUUAGCUGAGUGCUGCUGAUGGCAUGGUGAGAUGUGUUGAAGAGCAGCUGCGAGGGUGUCCAAGGGCAGGGGGACCGUGCUAGGAGCUGGGCUUGCAACACCAUGGGCCAGUGUGUCACCAAGUGCAAGAACCCUUCUUCUACCCUUGGCAGCAAAAAUGGGGAGAGAGAAUCUGGCAGCAAGUCCCACAGCAAGAGAAGUGCAGUCCACAAAGACGACCAUGGCUCAGCUUGCGGGAAGGCUUCGGGAGACAUUCUUGUGAAUGGCACUAAGAAAACAGAUGCUGCUGUAGAGUCCAGUCAGCCUCCGACGUUUUCUGGAGAUACAAAGAAAGACUCUGUUUGCAGUGCAGAGGAAUCUUCUCUUCAAAGGAUUGGGGAGUUAUUCAGGAGGUAUAAGGACGAGCGGGAAGAUGCCAUACUGGAAGAAGGAAUGGAACGAUUUUGCAAUGACCUCUGUGUUGAUCCCACUGAAUUUAAAGUACUAGUUUUGGCUUGGAAAUUCCAGGCUGCUACCAUGUGCAAAUUUACAAGGAAGGAGUUUUUUGAAGGCUGCAAAGCAAUAAAUGCAGACAGCAUUGAUGGCAUUUGUGCAAGGUUCCCCAGCCUCCUAAACGAAGCCAAGCAGGAGGAUAAAUUCAAGGAUCUCUAUCGUUUCACCUUCCAGUUUGGCCUGGACUCUGAAGAAGGACAGAGGUCGCUACAUCGGGAAAUAGCCAUUGCCCUUUGGAAAUUAGUCUUCACCCAAAACAAGCCCCCUAUUUUGGACCAGUGGUUACACUUCCUAAUCAAGAACCCCUCAGGAAUCAAGGGAAUCUCCCGGGACACGUGGAACAUGUUUCUAAAUUUUACUCAGGUGAUUGGACCGGACCUUAGCAACUACAGCGAGGACGAGGCCUGGCCGAGUCUCUUCGAUACCUUUGUGGAGUGGGAAAUGGAGCGGAGGAAAAAGGAAGAGGAAACCAAAUGUGUUCUGUGCUCGGACACAGAGGGGCUGUGUGCGGACGGACAGACCUAGCGGCGGCCCUGCAGCAGUGACAAAAGCAACUCGUUGCCCUUCACGAAAUGUAAACUCUGGAUGUUUCUGGAAAUUACCGAGGCUCCAGAUUUUUCUACUUUACACCUUUUUCUGCCUUGUCUUUGAAAGGGCUCUAAAAUGCUGUAUCAUGUUUUAGGCACUUUCUUAAUUUUGGUUAUUCCUUUUACUCUUGCCCUGAAAUAUUUGACCCUGGCUACAAGUUAAGCAUUUUUUUUAUUUUAUUUUAUUUUUAAGACUUCAGAUUAGUAUAAGUAAGUCUGAUACUUCUUGCACAAUGUAGAUCUUUUUAGUUAGGUUAAAUUAACAUUGCUAAAUUAUACAGUGCCAGAUUAAGUUUUUUCAUACUACAUCUGUCAGGGCAGGUCUGUACUGUGUGUAGUGCUGUUUACAUUGUUGAAAUUUUAGGCUGUAAUAAUUUUAAGGUUUUAUACUGAGAUGAACAGCAGUGUUAACUAUAAAUGCAUUAAUCCUGGGUAAUAAGGCUCUAAAAACCAACACAAGCAACAGCUUUUUGUAAUAUGGCUAAUUCCCAUUUUGAGCUAACUCCUAGUGAAUGAGUCCAGAUCAUUCCCUUUUUUGGACUUUCAAACUAAAUGUUGGGAUUGUUUUAUAAAAUUACUGUACCUGUCAGUCAACUGAGUGGUAGAUGAGGAUUUAUAUCUAAAUCUCUUUACACAUUCACAUAAUAAAAGAGCAGUACUACCUCAGUUUUAUUGAAAGUGGACUUGUUGAUGGACUUCCAUUUUCUCUGGAAGUUGUAUUUUUGUGGUUACGUGAGAAUAUUUUUACUUGACUAAAAGAACCAAAGGUUCUGCUUCUUAAGUUUGCUAAACAUUGAGAGAAGCAACACACAAAUCCUAAGUCUUCAAGGAAAACUGUGGUAUAAUUCUGCUUUAAUUUGUUUGAUUUAUACCUAAAGUAUUACCUUACUUGUCUGGCAAGCACAGUACUUCUCUGUAAGGAACUAUCUUUUGCAUUAAUAUUGACGAACCAAUUUUUUAAAGCAUAUGUUUAAUUGCUAAAUUGCAGUUAAUACUCCACACUUUCUGGAGCAACAAUAUCGGCAUCUGAUGACAAAAGUGAAUUCUUAAUGUGUUCUUAAUGACAGCAGUGUAGAUGAGUCAUUUUUAGACUGAUUUGAUAAUAUUUGGAUAGGAGUCAAUUUAUUAUUUUACAAUGCCUGUAUUGGGACUAUUUGCCUGUUGAAAUUGUUGUGACUUAAAGGGAGUUUUAUUAACACUGGUUGAAACUUUUUUGGUUAUUGAUGCUACCUUUUUUAAUUUUAGUAUGUCAACUUUUUUACACCUUUUGGUAAAAGGAUUGAUUGCCAAGGCUUUCUGUAUAGCCAAGUGCUGGCUUAAUGAAUUUGAUACACUUCCGUUACACCUUUUAUUUUCAGAGCUGCGUUUCAGGAUCAUAAACCAACUUCAACUAAAAAAAGCAAAACAAAAGCCUAGACAGUCAUCCAUAGCAUCUAAUGGCUUUUGUGAUAUAAGGGUUUUAAAAUUAAAGGGAACAGGUUUUAAGUGGCGAGCUUGUCACCAGGUCCAGGGUGUUGUGCCUUGUACGUCUGUUGUGCCCCACAGGGGUUAGCAGAGAGAGGAGUAGGAUCUACCCAGAUUCUGGGACUGGCUUUGCUGGUAUGCAGCCCUGCAACUGCUUGGCUUGGAGGUCAUGAAUCACUAACAAAAUGUGGGUAAUGCAAACAGUUUAAAAACAAACCCACAAGCCACAAAUAGCAUCUCUUUCAUCUAAUAAAAGGAGAGUUUGGUCCAUGCUGCUCUUGCUGGGAUACAAGCUGUGGAAAACAAAUGUGUUUGUUUUAGAUGCAGCUGAAUCUGUCCCUUUGCAGGAGAGCCCUGAAGUUGCUGUUUUGUGGGUCAAUACACCCAAAGCUUUGUCCUUGCUUCUCUAACUUUCUGUGGCACAAAAGUGUUUGGCAGCAAAACCUUAUUCUGAUUUGGUGAGCAAAGCAGGCCAAAGCACUCUUGCUGGAAUUGUUGAAUUUAUGGUGAGACUUUUGCUGGUGCUGUUAUUUUUAAAAGACUAAAAUAAAUUCCCCAACAGAGGCUGCUUUGUUAGGAAAGGUUCCAAAUGGAGACUGAUUUGAUAGUAAAUGAAGACUGUGUAAGUUUGAGACUCUUCAUUCAUUCAGCUAUUAAAUGCUUUGUUCGUCACUUAUUUUUUUUUCCCCUAAAGGAAAUUUAAAAUGUCCAGAGUGUGAAGAGUAACUAUUCAAAUGGUUAGCUUACCAGAUGGCAGCUUCUGAUUUACACCCUAGCAUGCAGCAGCCCCAAAGCAUGAGGGAUAGAGCUCUUGAAGGAAGGUGUUUAUCUUGUGGUUGGAAUGUGGACAGCAGUGAGGAAAUCAAUCUGUAGCGCAUCAGGCUCAGCCAUUUUAAUGUAUCAGAGGUAGUACAGCUGCUUUUUAAAGGCGGAGGUGAACACACAGGAAGGGAAAAUCUGGUUUCCUGUUGGGGAAAGGACAUACCAUUACCCACGUGCUCAGCGUGGGGGACAGCCCUGCUCCUGUUCUGCUGCUUCCACCCAGGCAGGAGCAACUCCACCCACUGGGCAGGGUACUUGCAAAAAUAGCCAAAUGAUCUAUCUAGCAAAGUAUCACUUAUCUUUAGCCUAAUUUUAGUCCUUUAAUUACCAUUUACAGAAUGCAAACCAGAUCCGUGUCAGUUUUAAAGUCCUGAAGCAGGAGCUGAAGGUGCAGCUCUUUGGCAGUGCUGGCUGUGAGCAGGGCUAUCAGACCCUCUUUUGGAUUGCCUGGUGAUUUUGUGAUCCCAAACAAGGCUGCCCGGACUCUGUAAUGUUGGGGUGAGGGAAUGGAGUUUGUGUGUGUCUCCGAGAAGUCUUCAAUAAUAUUUGAGCCUCUGAAAAUAUGCUUGUUUAAUGGUUAAACUGUGAAUAUCUGUGGAACAGGCCAAAUACAUUCACUCUUCAUUUUUAUAUAAUUUAAUUCUUCAUUGUGUAGGGCACAGGACUGUAAGUGAGCAGUGAUGCUGAUGAAAUCCUUGAAACCAUUGCAACUCUUUGAAUUUUUUUAAAAUUAGAUUAUGCAUUAGGAAACUUUAUGCAUGUAGUGAAUCUGCUGCAACUUGGGAUAAGUAACUAUAGAUAACUAUAUAGAUAGAUAGUUGGAGUAAUAUACUGGAAAACUGGUCUGAUAUCCACAAUCUGUGGCAUUUUACUGCCUUCUCUUAUAUGCAAAGAAAUACAGCUCCUGUAAACUUUAUCCCCUAGUAAUAAAACACUGACCACCUACACCAUAUUAUAGCUUGCAACACCUUUAAAACUUGGCUUCCAGAUCAACUGGAGGCUUAAUUGUGGUAAUUUUCACUUGUGUGGGUGCAUUUCUGAGGUCAAAGACUAUCUAUUGAUUCAAGUAAGGAUUUGAAAGUUCCUGCCCAUAGCAGGCCAUAAAGCAUGACUGAGGCAAUGAGUUGGAAUUGAACACCAAAUUGUGACUUUAUUUGCUGCUGGUGCUAUUCUACAAGCAGAAUUACAGCUUUUUAGUACUGUGCAAUCCUAGCAAAAGGACCACAGGAAAGUGACCACAGGUCUGGCAGGUGGCACAGAAGCAGCUGGGACUGUGAGAGCUGCUUCCCCAGGCUGGCCCAACAGAUCUCUGGAUCAGCUCUGAGCCAGGACAGUUCUCAGCCAAGCACAGCUCAGAGCAUGAAAUGAGCUCAGGCUGCUCUGCUGAGGGCUGAGGGGCUUGGGUUGGUGGCAGAGGGCGCAGCCCCUCUUCCCGUGGGCAGUGCUGGGGGGCAGCAGCAGCUCUACUGCUGGCUUUUAUUUCACUCUGUGUCCAUCAGAGCCUGAAGAACCCGUGGAUCCAGGACUAGCUGUCACCCGUGGUUCCCAGGCCUGUGCACUGACCAGUGACCUUAGACUUUUCAUGACACUGUCAACAUGAGCCUUGUUUCCAGAAAAAGCCCAGCAAAGUUAAAGAAACACCAUGCGGUUAAUAGCCACCUCAGCUGUGAUACAGUUUGUUGGCUGAGGUUACAUCAUUUCCAUUCUUUGGUAAAUAAUAGUCAUUGUGAGUUUCUGGGUCUUGCAGCCUUGCAUUCUGCAGUGUGAUGCUUUUUUAGAAAGUCCUCAGUAAAUUGGGCACCCAGUUCUUCCCUUGAGCCCACUCUGCUCAAAGUAUAUGCAUGUGAAUUUAGCCUUUCAUAUUAAAAAGGAAGAUGCUUAACCUGAAACUCAAAAUUUUUCAGGGUAGUGCUUCAAUAUGGAGAAAAACAUAUUUUUUCAAAUAAGUAUUAAAGCAAAGUGUCUGCUUAAAUUUUGUUGUGUGCAAACAAACCCACCAGUGUUAACAUUUUCUCUCUGGUCUAUUGAAGAUUGAACCUUUGGUUUUAUAGUAUGAACUGAAGUGAAAUUCAUGAGAUUGUAAGACAGAAAGAAGGCUGUAACUCCUUCACCAUGAAGUACGUAGGUAUCUCUACCUCUUGUUCUUAGACUUGAAUAGUUUAAGGCUACCAUCCUUUUGUCCCGGGGUUUUAUGCCUGGAUGAGUAAUCUAUUUUUUUUAAUUGACCCAAGUUAAGUAUUAUCUAUUUGCCAUAGCUUUUGGUAUCCUGUGUUUAACCUGUAUGCAAAGGACCCUUUGGAAGGGGGCCGGGUCAAGCUGCAAACCAGAGUUGGUCCUCCCGGGUGCUACUUUUGGAGUGCAAUAGAGCGACCGAGCAGAGCCACGUGGCCUGUGGCUCAGGGGCUUCUGUCACCACACGUCCUCUUCCCUGGUCAGGCUGCCUGUACUGACAGUGAAUUGAAGAUGGAGCAGCUGCUCCCCAAGGGGGAGCCAUCAGCCUUUUCAUUUGCCCUUGAAAAGCUUUAGGAACCCACCUGAUGCAGUGCCAUGAGUGUAUUUUUCUUUUAAUCAAAAAUACUGUGUUUUGUUCCAUGUUGGACUGGACUUGUGACCACCCAGCAAAGAUGGGAGCUGCGACAGCGCAACGGCUACACGCAUCCUUUUUCUCCCUGAGGUCAGAAUCCUGCUCAGAAUAGAACCCUUGUGCUUGAGUAAAGCUGGAGUGUUCUCAAGAGAACUGGAGAUGCCGGAGUGGCUUUGGGGCUCAGCUGUGUUCGUUAAUGCACUGGGGGGGUGUUCUUCUCCAUGCAACACACCUGUGCCCUUCCUUUCCUCCCCCAAAGCAAAUGCAACACAGUUGAUGUCACAGCAAGUCCCCCACGGUGGGAUGCUGUGGCAACUGCUGCUGCAAAAUCCUUCCAGUGUGAGGGCUGGCUUCGGGGUGUGACCUCUUGCACUAUCAGGACAGGCAUGUAUUUCAAGAGAACAAGGGGACAUGUGAGACAGGAGGUAAAAAGAGCAUGUAUGUUCUUGUCCUAACAGCUUGCCUUAAAUCACUGACAUUGCAGCAGUUCCUUGCUACUAUUGCAAUCCUCAGUCUUUGAAAAUCCAACAGGUUCUGUAGGUAAUACUGUUUUUUGUUUAAUUUUUAAUAAGUUUCUAUCUUUGCAUAAUUGCACUCUUCAGAUAAGCCCUUUUUGGAUAAUGUGUCAUUUCACACACAGGAAAAAAAGUCCAUCUCCAGUGUUUGUGCUGUAAAGUGUUUCUUUUUAUGCCCUGUAAAUUAUAUCUGGACUAAAGGCUGCCUACUGUUGAAGCAGUGUGUUUACUUGAAUGUUGCCAUUUUAUGCAGUUACAGCUGCUGACUCUUGCUCUUCUCUGGGGCUGUGAGAGUGGAGAGUGUGUGAGCAGAGCUGGCAGACCUGCGCAGAGGAUUGGUGGAGCUGAAGGCUGGCUGCUACUCCCACGAGUGUUACACGCCAGGGGCCUUCACAGAUCAGUGCUCCGUGUUUGGAAGCUGUGACUCCUUAAGUCAUGCUAAACAAAGUUAUUUGAAAAUACACUUGCUUUCUUAUCUGUAAGUUUGAAAUAGUCUUUUAGAAAGAGAUGGGCUGGCAGGAGGGUUGGAGGGCCUCGUGCUGUAAGUUGUGGAGUAACUCAAGUUCCAGGAGCCGUGGGUGGGACUGGCAGGAUUCUGUCCCGAGCCAGCGCUGCUGGGUUUGCACUGGCUGGUCUUGAGGGCAUGAAGCAACCGCAGGGCCUUGAUGGGCUGUGUGGAGAAGGGUCAGCCUGGGAGCACUGGUUGGAGCAGCCUCGUUUCUUUCUUGUGGAUCUUGAGGCCCCGGUUCAGCCUCAAGUCCCUCUCUGUGGAAGGAAUGUGUUUUGGGAGUGUUGGCUCCCAGAGAGUAGCUCAGUGUAACUGAGAAGUACCGGGAGCACGGUUUGUGUGGCUGUCUCUGUGAGCACAGCUCCCUCAUGGGCCUCUGGGCUCCUCAGCAAAGCAGCCAGGGUGGGUAGGGUCACAUCUGCUGCUCUUGGUGCCCGGGGCUGUUUUGCCUUUUCAGACUUAGCCAGGAGAUAACCCUGUAUGAGCCAGUUUUCUCACUCUGGGAAAUGAUGAAUGUGUUGCAUGUGGCAGAGCAGCCCCGUGGUUCCUCUUUGGGACAGCAGUAUCAGAAGUGCUGUGUAAAUGUAAUGCUUGAAAACAGCUGGAGUAAAUUCUGUUUCAUGUAGGAUCUUUAUUUCAAGGGGAUGCAGCCAAAUUUGAAACCUGAUCUAGAGGGAAAUUGGGAGAACUCCAGGGCAAUGCAUCUACUGAAUCCCACUCUACUGAAUUGGUUUGUAGUUUUACAGUUCCCUUUCUUACAUCAAGUUUUCUCGCCAUUGGUGUCUGGAACAGAAUGGAAACAGCAUCUUACGGAAUGUGCAAUCUAAGGCACAAUGCAAACAGGGUGUGAUAAGAAGGUUGUCUUUACUUGAUAGCAAUCCUGAGUGCAAUGUUUUUGUUGUGUCCCUUUUGGAAGACGAGCAUUAAGUACAGUCUGAGGUUUUUCUUUUCUUACAAGCAAAGCAUUGGUUUGUCCAUUACUGACUUCUUGUGAAAUUUGUGCCAGAUGUAUAUUAAAUAUUUUGGUGCUUUUUCUAAUCCAAGCUGCCAUUCAUUUACCUGUGAGAUAAUUGUACUUCUGUAUAUUUAAAUGACCAACCCCUUAAAGAAAAAAAACACAAAAAAAUCCUUUAGUCACAAUGUAUCCUGACUACUGUAGCCUGUAAAUGUUCCAAAGCUUCUGGGUUUCCUGUGUUCCAGUAAGGUCUGAGGGGAGGGGAACAGCUGCAGAGAUCUCACCCACUGGAGAGGGAACUCGCACGCUGUUCUGCGCGUUACUGAACAAAUGAGUAACAUUUGUGGUGUUUACAUAACAACACGUUGGUGUUCACUUUUUUGUGCUCAAGCUUUGUACAAAAUGUCUUAUUUAAAGCUGAAGUCCUUUUUACAUUUUUCAAUUAAAAAGGGACAAAUUACUUAUUUUUUCAUGCCUAUGAA